Molecule: messenger RNA, 1943 nt
Organism: Labrus bergylta (ballan wrasse)
Lineage: Eukaryota; Metazoa; Chordata; Actinopteri; Labriformes; Labridae
Gene: npl
Product: N-acetylneuraminate pyruvate lyase (dihydrodipicolinate synthase)
Biological process (GO): N-acetylneuraminate catabolic process
Molecular function (GO): N-acetylneuraminate lyase activity
Source: RefSeq, a predicted model, not a curated record
UUGACGCCGAGAUUUCACGUGACAGCUACAUUAUUAAACCCCAAACCGGUAUCUGAGACGACAAGUUUGCCUUUAGAGAUAAUUGUAGUCUGCAGAGAGUACUAUUAACAGCACCGGUCCGUAACAGAUUUCAAGGCAGUCAUGUCUGCUGCUAAAAAGCCUACAGGACUUGUUGCAGCCACAUUUACUCCACUAACUACACAGGGUGAAAUCAUCCUAUCAGAAAUUGGACCUUAUAUUGACUACUUGACACAGAAGCAAGGUGUACGUAACAUAUUUGUCAAUGGCACCACCGGAGAGAGCAUGGCCCUCAGUGUUGCAGAGAGGAAGAAACUGGCAGAGGAGUGGUGUAGUAAAGCAAAGGGAAAAAUGGAACAUGUGAUUGUGAAUGUUGGCUGCUUGAGUCUUAAAGAUUCCCAAGAACUGGCUAGUCAUGCAGCAGAAAUUAAGGCUGAUGCAAUUGCAGCCAUGGCCCCCUUCUUCUUCAAGCCCAGCAAUGCAGAUGUGUUGAGGAUGUUCCUGAAGGAAGUGGCUUCAGCUGCCCCAACUCUGCCUUUCUAUUAUUAUCACAUCCCAAGUCUCACUGGUGUAAAUGUGCCUGUGAGAGAUCUGUUGGAAGAUAUUCAGAAUGUCAUCCCCUCCUUCAGAGGUGUGAAGUUCAGCGGGACUGACCUGAUGGACUUCGGCCUUUGUGUUAGCUACAGUCCGCCUAACUGGACAAUAUUUUACGGCGUGGAUGAGCAACUGCUAUCAGCCCUGGUGAUGGGAGCUCAGGGAGCAGUUGGCAGCACUUAUAACUACCUAGGAUCUCAUAUCAACAAGCUUGUAUCUGCAUUUGAGAAAGGUGAUCUUGUAGAAGCAAGGACAAUACAGUUCAAGCUGCAGGAUCUUCUGAAAUAUGCCAGUAAAUUUGGUUUCGAUCUGGGAGUGAACAAGCAGCUGAUGAUCCAGCUGUCAGGCUUGUCUCUGGGUCCUCCUCGUCUACCUGUGAAGCCAUGUCCUCCUGCAGACGCUCUGUCCAUCGCACACAAAUUUCAAAGUAUCUUUCCUGAGCGAGAUCAAUCUGAACUGAACACUUAGUGCAAAAAUCAUUGCUAAAUAAUCUUUUGGCAAUGUUAUACUUUAAAUCUGAGAUAAUCUGGAACUGCCUCUCAAGGCUAUGUGUUCUUGAUUUGAUACUUUUUUAAUGGGAAAUUUUUUGAGUGACAACAUUUUACUGAGUCACUACUCCUCGUACUGAAGACACACCAGAUAAGAGUAUUUUAAUGUGUUAAUCGUUUUUAUUAAGACUUCAUUGUGUGAUGUGUGUGAAUCACACAUUGCUUCACAAAAGGUGGCAUACACUUUCACAAAAAGGCAGUAUUAUAAACCUGUUGUAUUUACAAACACUACUAAAUAUAAUUUACUCAAUUUAAGUCUCCAAGCCCUGUUUGGUUAGUCAUAGAAAAUAACAUUCAUAGAAACGAUCACAGUGAACUACUUGAAAAAAGGAGUUAAAUCUCUAACUUCCUAGUUGAUUUUAUUGUUCUGGUUUGUUAAAUGUCAACUGUUCCAAUUGGGAAAUAAAAGGCUGUUUUGGGAAAGGUUGGACCUUUAAACUGAUUCAAUCAGAGUGAGGAUAACAUAGACAGAGAGACAGAGGAGGCAUUGAUCACUGUUUGAUGAACACAAGUUACUGACACUCCAAUAAAAAAGGUGUUUGGAUAAUACACCCAAAUUGUUACAAGGGAGCACAGAACACUUUCAAAUAGGAUGCAGACUUCUUUUAAGUGAAAAUUCAUUCAAUUAUAUUCAAUAUAGACUUUAUAAAUGUCACCCAUAAAGGGAAAUAUGUGUAUUAAGAUAAUCUUUGAAUUGUGUUUUUAUAAUCUCAGAUUUUUUAAAAAGAUUAAUUUCUAAUUCUCACAAAUAAAUGUGCUGAUCCAUUUGUUUGUUCAAACUGA